AUGUCUAAUUCAAUGAUAAACACUACUGGUAUAAAACAAUUAUCUACUCCUACUACUACUCCAACUUCUUCAACUAUGAAUUCUACUGUCAAUACCCCACAACCCAAUCUUGCUCUUCCACUGACACCUUCACAAUCACAAGCUACACAAUCUCAACCACCACAUCCUCAUCCUCCUUCAAUUUUCACAUCUAUAUCUCCAAGAAAUAGUAUAACUUCAUUUAGUAAUAACCGACCAAAUUUAACUACAAAUAACAAUCAACGCAAUUAUUCAAUAAGUUCAUCUACUACUAGUGGUUCUGGAUCUCCUAAACGAUAUUCUUUUAGUGAAUAUUCAAAUGAACAAAUUAUCGAUUUAAUGGAAAGAGAACAAGAUGCAAUUGUAUUGAAAUUAAUGAAGGAAAUUCAAUCAUUAAAACAAGAAAAUAAACAAUUGAGACUAAAUCAGUAUAAUAAUAGUAAUAAUAAUAACAAUAAUAACAAUAGUCCUUGUAUAACCAGUACAAGUAAUAAUACAGGUAUUAUGAGUGCUCCAAUAACCCCUUCAGUACGUCGUUCAUCUUCCUUAUCUUCAAGAUCUUCAUCAACUUCUGCAUCAACUUCAUCAUAUGGUAAUAAUAAUAAUAAUAGUUCCAACUCCAACAACAACAAUAAUAAUAGUCAUAGUAGAAGUGGAAGUAUUUCUACCUUAAUGACAUCUUCACCAGUAUUUAAUUAUCCAUUUAGAGAACAACAGAAAGAAGCUUUAAUUUAUCAUAAUAAUUGUAAUAAUAAUAGUGAAGUUAUUAAAAAGAAGCAAAAGAGUGAAUUGAAUACAAAUGGUAGAAGAAUUAGUUUAAAAUAUGAUGAAGUUGUUGAUGAAAAUAAAAAUUUAAAGAGGGAAUUGAAAAAAUUACAAGAUGAAUUGGAAUUGUUAAAAAAUAGUAAAUGA
Candida tropicalis MYA-3404 is the source of this 930-nucleotide messenger RNA. RefSeq lists its product as uncharacterized. The record is from RefSeq and is a predicted model, not a curated record. Lineage: Eukaryota; Fungi; Ascomycota; Pichiomycetes; Serinales; Debaryomycetaceae. The transcript has a single exon. The coding region runs from base 1 to 930 and encodes 309 amino acids.